Miscanthus lutarioriparius is the source of this 744-nucleotide messenger RNA. The record is from the annotation of a GenBank genome assembly. NCBI's taxonomy places the organism in Eukaryota, Viridiplantae, Streptophyta, Magnoliopsida, Poales, Poaceae.
AUGGCUGCCACUUCUUCCUUUGGCGAUGACGCUGACCUCAUGGUUGCCGACGACCUGUACUUGAUUGCAGUUUGCCAAGGAAUAAACCAAGCAGACGCCACCGGGCUCAUAGCGAUAUCCGACGAGGAGUACGCCGCGGAACUCCAGCUCCAAGAGGUGAUUGUUUCCUCCGCCAUGGCGGUGAUUGUUAAUUCUGGCAUGGCAGCGACUGCAGCACAAUCAUCGCUCAUGCCGCAGCUUGAUAGCGCCGUUGUCGUGCACACUGCCAACAAUGACACAGCAGCUGCUGAGACACCCGUGCUUGCCGUAGCAGAGUAUAGCUGCUCCUCCUCCUCCUCCUCGCCUCCGCCACCUCUUGCAGUUGCAGCCCCUGCCACCGGGGAAGACGACGCAACUGCGGUGGCAACUUGCAAGAUAUGCCUGGACUACGUGCCACCGUCGCACGUGCACCACGCAAGUCGCUGCUGCGCACACGCCUUCUGCACAGCCUGCCUCUCCGGCUACAUCAGCGCAAAGACCCAAGGCGGCCGCAUCUCCGACGUCAAGUGUCCGGGGGACGGGGAGGACAGCUGCAACGUCCUUACCCCGAACUCUUGCAAGGCAUCAUAUCCGGCGAGGCUUUCGAGGCCCUGUGCGCCGCACUGUGCAGGUACAGCGCCAACAUCAUCUCCUCCCGGCUGCCGUGCAGCGACCUCAUGCCGAACGUGUUCUGUCGAUCGGCCGGAGCAAUGCAAACAAAGGUAG